Engraulis encrasicolus (European anchovy) is the source of this 2698-nucleotide messenger RNA. RefSeq names its product transmembrane protein 203 (gene tmem203). The coding region runs from base 308 to 721 and encodes 137 amino acids. Lineage: Eukaryota; Metazoa; Chordata; Actinopteri; Clupeiformes; Engraulidae. Gene Ontology annotation, cellular component: endoplasmic reticulum. The record is from RefSeq and is a predicted model, not a curated record. The transcript has 2 exons. Gene Ontology annotation, biological process: intracellular calcium ion homeostasis.
GUAGCGACUGGUGACUGACAGAAGCCGGGGGCUGAAAACCGUUGUUGGUCGUCUCGGUUGCCUAACCGAGACAUCAACACCACAGAGGAAGACAGGCCCUCUGGGAAGUCAUGAUUCCACUUGUGGUAGCUAGCACCUCUCAGCACCACACCCACUGAGUGAUGGUCACAGAGUCCACAACAACCAAGACCGCGACGGACCGACCACCCCUCCAGUCUGCACACUGACGCCCCCUCACCACUGAAGUCCAGUGGCAGCACUGGCAACGAGCUCCAGUUUGACACCUCCACCCUGACCCCUCGCCGCCAUGCUCUUCUCCCUGCGAGAGCUGGUCCAAUGGCUGGGCUUCGCCACCUUCGAGCUCUUCCUUCACCUGGGCGCGCUGCUGGUCUUCAGUGUGCUGGUGGCCCUGCGCGUGGACGUGCUGGUGGCGCUGAGCUGGUGGCUGGUCUUUGUGCCGCUGUUCGCCGCCGACGGCCUGAGCACCUACUUCACCACCAUCGUCUCCAUCCGGCUGUACCAGGAGGGCGACCGGCGUCUGGCCGUGCUGCGCCUGCUGUGGGUGCUGACGGUGCUCAGCUUGAAGCUGGUGUGCGAGGUGCUGCUGUGCCAGAAGCUGGAGGGCCAGGAGCAGGCGCGCGAGCUCUGGUUCGGCCUCAUCGUCUCGCCCGUCUUCAUCCUGCUGCAGCUGCUCAUGAUCCGCGCCUGCCGCGUCAACUAGACACCAGGGGGCGCUGACGAGGCAGCAACCAGCUCUCUUAACACUCUCCCGCCCGCCAUUGCUUGACAUGUCAACCGGUAGGUCGCCGACUGACCAGGCCGGGCCAGCAAGGGACAACAACUCAUGCUGACUCUAAUAGCACCCCCCCCCCCCUUUGUCCGCCAUCACUCUCUGCAUUAACUACAUUUUGCACCAGGCGCCGACCAGGCCCAACAAAGAACAACCCCCUGACAACUACACACCAACAAACCCUGUGGCAGUCCCUGCUGCGUCAACUAGGCGCUGACGAGCUUUCUAGUAGCCCCGCACCAUCACAUGUUGUGUUGACUAGACACCAUUUGGUCAACCCCUGAUAAUAAGACAUCAACGAGCCCCCUAAACGCCCUUGCCCCACCCAUUCACCUGCCACAUCAACUAGGCACCAGGACAUGGGCCCAUGUCAACUGGACACCAACAAGCUUUCUGAUAAUGCCCCAUCACCCACUGUGCAUCUAGGCUAGUUGCCGGCUGGCCUGGGCCUAGCACAGGACAACCCCUGACAACAGAACUAUACACCAACAAGCCCCCCUCUCCUAGCCUGCUGUGUCAACUAGGCUAGGCAGCACCGUCCGGGCCGGACAGCUAGACACCAAUGAGCUCUCUACUAGUCCCCCACCAUCACACACAGUGCAACUAGGCAUCGACACAGACCAGACAACCCCCUAGACAUCAACAAGCCCAGUGGCAGUCUCCCGUCAUCGCUUGCCAUGCGAGCUUAUAGUGGUUGACUGGGCAUGGCGAGUAGACACCAACGACCUCUCUGGUAUGAUGAUUAGACACCAACAACCUCUCUGGUGGUCCCCCUGCUAAUGCCUGCUGGGUCAACUAGGCUCCGCACCAGACGGCUAUAUACCAACUAGCUCUCUACUACUGUAGUCCCUCGCUAUCACCUGUGUCAACUACUAGGCACCAGCAAGGGCCAGCCAGGGACAACACCCCCACCCCUUACCCCCGGCCAGUUUUCUCAGCCACCAAUCAGCCACUCUUUCCCCCUGGCAGCUUUUGGGGGCCGCCAUUUUCCGACGCCCACUUUUGCCAGCUAGAAAACCAGUUAUGAGUUACGAGUCCGACUGUCUUUGGCCACCUUCCUCUCCUUUGCCCAUGCACACUCCAUUUUGAGGUACUGAUGAGAAGUCAGGUAAUGCAUUGCAACGCAAGGGAAUGCAUAACGACGGCUCUCAGAGCCAUAGGGUGCAUCCCAAUAUGUGUCCUUGCCUCCUCCACUUGCGCUUGUCUCCUCGUCCCACCUCCUGGCCCCUCCUCCGUGGAGAAAACGAUAAAGUUUCCCAGCUGUCAGCCUCACCACAACAACUUUUGAGGGACUGUUUUUCAUUCACCAUCCCAAUUGCAAAUGAGAAAAAGACUUUACAAUUGAGCUUUUGCAAGAUAUUGAAAUAUAAUGCUGUUGUCAGUGAUGUCAUCAUGACGAGAAGCAAGUGGAGGAGGCAAGUGGAGGAGGCAAGGUCACAUAUUGGGAUGCACCCAUGGAGUGAGAAGGACCCUCAUGCUAUCUCCCACCUCUACCCACUUUGCCCUGUCUGCACUACUUACUAUUAACCCGACCACAUGUGGAGCUAUAGGCCUCGUCCUGAAGACACGCAGUCCACUCAGACUCCUGGGUUUUCAUGGGCAGAGAGUAUGAGUUGACUGUGAGAGGUAGGGCUUAGUGGUAUGGAUGACACGAAAGGUAUUUUAAGUUAAGAAUGGGACAGAUGUAUGCAUGUGUUGUGUCUCUGUAUGAGCUGGAUAUUGUAUUUUUAUUGUGCAAUUGGUUUGCUCUAAACAUUUCUUGUUUUUUGUCCUUUUGUUGUACUCUCAAGUGGGAUUCAGAAGUCUUUUCUGGGCUGUUCUUGUUGGUUUGUUAUUUAAUUGUGCUUCUCAUGAAGUGCUUGCCUGAAUGUUUGUAUAAAUUGUAAAUAAAUGAGACAUUUAAGCCUU